UUUUGGGUGUCUGGUGAAAUAGAAUCGACGCUUACUGUUUGAGUGAGUGACGAAAUGCAAAAACACAAAACACGGAAAGCGAUUUAUGCGUUUGGUUGUGUUAUUAUUUUCUUGCUGUUUGUGAGUGCCACAAGCACUCCACAUUUAUCUAUAGACGGUGUCACAAGUAUAAUUUUUCGCAGUUAUAUCAUAUUCAAGAAUUGCGAAAAGUAGAAAAGCGGUAAAUAAGCAUGGGCAUACCUGAUAUUCGAAUGCUUAUUUCCGUAGAGUUUGAAGUAUUUGGCCACGUCCAAGGCCGUUACUUCACAAAAUAUACCAGAGAUCUUUGCACAAAAGCUGGAAUAAAAGGAUGGGUUAAAAAUUCCAAGCAAGGAUCCAUAAUAGGAAAAAUGCAGGGACCAAAAGAGGAAGUUGAUAAGAUGAUACAUUGGCUCUCUAAAGAAGGAUCUCCCGGUUGUCAAAUUGAGAAAUGUGUUUUGCAAAAUACAACAACACUCAAUCGAUUGGAUUACAAAGAUUUUGCAAUUAGAUUUUAAUAUAUAUUUAUAUCUUUGUUCCAUCGGUUAAUAAUAGUUAUUAAUUACUUUUUCUCCAAUUAUUGAUAUGUAAAAAAUAAAAAUCAAAAACAUUUUUUGCCAAUUUGUGAAUCACUAUAUUUUCACUCGAAUUGCAUAGGCAUAAUUUUCAGCUUAUUUGUAACAACUUCACAUUUGUAACAUCCCAUGUAUCUAACAUCCUUGGAAACGACCAUUUGCCUUCAUCCGUUCAAACGACUUUUGCGCAUCGUAAUUUCUAAAAAGAAGGAACAUCCACGAAAUAUAUCUAACAUCAAAUUAAAAAGGAAUAUUUACUUGUAAAAUUCAGCGUAAGCAUCCUUUUUUGGUUUGUUGACCAAGAAAUGCCAGCCUACUGUUACUAGUGCUGUUAAAGCAAUUGAAAUAGUCAAGUUCUUUUUAAUUGUAGCAUUAUGUAGGCCACGUAGAACUGGCUUAGUUGCACUUACAAUAGCAGGAGCAUUGGCCAUGGUAAUUU
This is a messenger RNA of Zeugodacus cucurbitae (melon fly), 1032 nucleotides long. RefSeq names its product acylphosphatase-2. The transcript has 4 exons. Gene Ontology annotation, molecular function: acylphosphatase activity. NCBI's taxonomy places the organism in Eukaryota, Metazoa, Arthropoda, Insecta, Diptera, Tephritidae. The coding region runs from base 231 to 536 and encodes 101 amino acids. The record is from RefSeq and is a predicted model, not a curated record.